GCUGCUCGUCAGGUGACGUCACUCGAUGAAAGGGAAUUCUGUAUCAAACACGCGCAGCAGAUCAGAUCACACAAAACCGAGCUGUUGCUUUAAACCCAUGCCUGCCCCGGGGUCAUGCAGUUAGAUCGUCCUUGUUUUCAUGUCGGAGUUUGUGCAUUUGCAGAUAUUCGGAUUAACAUAUGGAGGGGUGUAAGUGAAUAAACAGGCUCGUUUAAAGCGCUUUUGUCCAGGACGUGUCUGAAGCUUUGAUGUGCAUGCUGAUGGUAGAUCAGAUUACAGGCAUCAGACCGCAGGCUUUCAUCUGAGCUCUUACUUCAGAGCUGGACACGGGACGGGUUCAGACCUCAGCGGCGAGCACACUGGUUCACAUCCCGAGCAGCUUUCCGUAGGAGACGGCAAUCUCACGAGCGACUCAUUAUCGUGUAUGUGGGAAAGACCUUUCACAAUGCCCCAGGUACUGAUCCUCUCCAGUUUUCCUCUUCAGUGGAUACUUGUCCUUCCACUGUGUGUUAUGAUUGCAGUUAUGGCAGAGGAGAGAAGAGAUUGCAGGGAGCAGGAAUACAAGGAUACGUUUGGAAACUGUAUUCCCUGCCGGCAGUGUGAUGCUGGACAAGAGCUAUCCAAGGAAUGUGGCUUUGGCUAUGGGGAGGAUGCCCAGUGUGUGCCCUGCAGAGCCAGUCGCUUCAAAGAGGACCGCAGCCUGCAGAAAUGCAAGCCCUGUCUGGACUGUUCCCUCCUCAACCGCUUCCAGAAGGGGAACUGCUCCACCACCAGCAACGCCGUAUGCGGAGACUGCCUGCCCGGGUUUUACAGAAAGACGAAGUUGAGUGGAUUCCAGGAUAUGGAGUGUAUCCCAUGUGGAGAUCCGCCACCACCAUAUGAACCAAAUUGUAUGGGGCGAGUAGAUUUUGUACCUGUCCAGCCUGCGGUGACCAGCCCCAGAGACAUGGCUCUAGCUGCGGUCAUCUGCAGUGCGCUGGCCACCGUCCUGCUCGCCCUCUUCAUCCUGUGCAUCAUCUACUGUAAGAGACAACUGCUGGAGAAGAAACCAGUUUCCUUGAGGUCCCAUGAGGGUCCUUAUGUGGGGUCCGAGUUGUCUUGUCUGGAUCGGAGAGCUCUGGAGUUUUCCCAGCGGCCUUGUCGUCACUGUCGUCACGGAUCGGGACAGACCUGCGGUCCUGUGCACCUGAUCCCGUCUCUGUGCUGCGAUGACACCUGGAGCCAGAGCCGCGGCCGAGAGACUCGUCCCUUUCACUCUCACAACGGUCUCAAUGAAGGGUGGGUCCUUCAGCCAGACACAUUCACAUUCAAAUGAAGUUAAAGGAUCAAGUUUAGAUCUUUAGUCUGGCAGAUCUAGAUCAAAUUAUAAUCAUUGCUCUUAAUAGUGUUCAUCGUCUGUUUGAUUGCGUCAUUAACAGAAUUUUUACCGUAAAUUUC
Sinocyclocheilus anshuiensis is the source of this 1437-nucleotide messenger RNA. Its product is annotated as tumor necrosis factor receptor superfamily member 19-like. The record is from RefSeq and is a predicted model, not a curated record. NCBI's taxonomy places the organism in Eukaryota, Metazoa, Chordata, Actinopteri, Cypriniformes, Cyprinidae. Gene Ontology annotation, cellular component: plasma membrane. Gene Ontology annotation, molecular function: signaling receptor activity; protein binding. Gene Ontology annotation, biological process: positive regulation of canonical NF-kappaB signal transduction; positive regulation of JNK cascade. The coding region runs from base 425 to 1315 and encodes 296 amino acids. The transcript is spliced from 8 exons.